Molecule: messenger RNA, 2828 nt
Organism: Scleropages formosus (Asian bonytongue)
Lineage: Eukaryota; Metazoa; Chordata; Actinopteri; Osteoglossiformes; Osteoglossidae
Product: cyclin-dependent kinase 14
Exons: 15
Coding region: 129-1562 (477 amino acids)
Biological process (GO): protein phosphorylation
Cellular component (GO): cytoplasm; nucleus; cytosol
Molecular function (GO): ATP binding; cyclin-dependent protein serine/threonine kinase activity; cyclin binding
Source: RefSeq, a predicted model, not a curated record
GCAAAAAUAUUUCCAUUGGUAUUUCGAAACAAAAUAGACUUGAAUAACUUAAUUGUAGCGAAACAUAAGAUAAGUAGAGGAGAGUCGGCAAGUCUGCAGCUGGGGUCCUGCGCUCGGACUUAACACAAAUGAUCAGGUAUUCCGCGAUGUGCGACCUUAUGCCCGCAGCGGCGCGCUCUUCCCACAAAGCGGGCAAAAUGACACAGUUGCGCAGGACUCUGUCGGAGAGUUUCCGUCGGGUCGCUCCCAAAAGGGACGACUUUGGAUUUGAUGAGAUAUGUGUCACAAAGAUGUCCACAAGAAAUUGCCAGGGAAUGGACUCCGUCAUCAAGCCCCUGGAUACCAUUCCUGAGGACAAGAAGGUGCGAGUGCAGCGGACGCAGAGCGGAUUUGACCCCUUCGAGAAGCCCGCCAGCCAGGUCAAGAGGGUCCACUCGGAAAAUAAUGCCUGCAUCAAUUUUAAGGGCUCCUCGGCCGGGAAGGAGUCCCCCAAGGUGCGGCGCCACUCCAGCCCUAGCUCGCCAACAAGCCCUAAAUUUGGAAAGGCAGACUCCUAUGAAAAGCUCGAAAAGUUGGGAGAGGGCUCCUAUGCCACAGUUUAUAAAGGAAAGAGCAAGGUGAAUGGCAAGUUGGUUGCACUGAAGGUGAUUCGACUUCAAGAGGAGGAGGGAACUCCAUUCACAGCCAUAAGGGAAGCAUCCCUCUUGAAAGGCCUGAAACAUACCAACAUAGUGUUGCUCCAUGACAUCAUCCACACCAAGGAAACCCUGACGCUGGUCUUUGAGUAUGUUCACACAGACCUGUGCCAGUACAUGGAGAAACACCCUGGAGGUUUGCACCCAGACAAUGUGAAGCUCUUCCUGUUCCAGUUGCUGCGAGGGCUGUCCUACAUCCACCAGCGCUACAUCCUGCACCGCGACCUCAAGCCCCAGAACCUGCUCAUCGGUGACACUGGCGAGCUGAAGCUGGCGGACUUUGGGCUGGCCAGGGCGAAGUCAGUCCCUAGUCACACAUACUCCAAUGAGGUGGUCACGCUGUGGUACAGACCCCCAGAUGUCCUGCUGGGCUCCACGGACUACUCCACCUGCCUGGACAUGUGGGGUGUGGGAUGCAUUUUCAUCGAAAUGAUCCAGGGCGUUGCUGCAUUUCCUGGGAUGAAGGAUAUUCAGGACCAGCUCGAGCGGAUAUUUCUGGUUCUGGGUACCCCAUCUGAAGAGAGUUGGCCUGGGGUCCAUUCCUUGCCACACUUCAAACCAGAUCGCUUUACUGUGUACAGCCCUAAGAAACUAAGGCAAGCAUGGAAUAAGUUGGGCCAUGUAGACCACGCUGAGGAUCUGGCCUCCAGGUUCCUCCAGUGCUUCCCCAAGAAUCGUCUGUCCGCCCAGGCGGCUCUGAGCCACCAGUACUUCAGCAGCCUGCCCCCGCGGCUCUGGGACCUGCCAGACAUGUCUUCGAUUUUCACGGUGCCCGGUGUGCGACUGCAGCCCGAGGCUGGGGGCAGCGCUCUCGCCUGUGGAAGGACCGGCAGCCAGGGAAAAGGGAGCUCCGGCGGCAGGCAGUGACUCCUGCACCGGAGAAGGACCGCGAAGGUCGCUGGUGUCAGCAGCACGAAGGGGAAUCCGUUGAGAGGUGGUGAAGUGCUGAAACCAACCGAGUGCCCUUGUUUCUUGUUCUUUUUUCCUUCCAAAGGACUUUGUAUGUGGCAUGACUCCCCCCCCCCAUCCCCUGCCGAGCAAACACACGUGGGUUCGGUGGUGUGUGCAGUCCAGUGCAAGCACGUGAGUGGUACCACCUCACCCUUCAGUGAGCUGCCUGUAAUAUUUAUUCUUUUACUAGGAAUGCACUGCUCUAUGGCUUUCAUAAAAUCACACCAUGUAUGAGUAUCCUAACAGUUUAAUCCUUUAAGGGCUGUGGUAAUACCCUAAAACGCUUUCAGUAAUACUUCAGAUAAAACCAACAUGUAUAAGAUGUGUAUAACGGUUUGUAAGCCAUUUUGCUCUUCUAUUUAGGUGAGGACAUAGUCAAUUUGGAAUGGUUUUAGAUUAGGUCGCUGUAUGGAAUGAUCAAGGCAAUAACUGUUCAUUUCAAAUGGACUGUUUGUCCAGGUAAAUCAGUUAAGCAGUUCUUCCCGAGAAUGUUAUAAAGCAAUGAAUAUCACAUACAAAACAUAAUGGUCAAGACCAGAUUUACGGUAUGCAACAUCUUUGAUAAAGUUUGUACUGUAAGCUUAUUCUGUCUUUAUAAGCAUAACUGUUAACUUUAUAUUGGCAAUACAGAUGCACUGAUGGUACUGUGUGUUCAAUACCCAGAUCCAUUUGAAGAUUUUGGUCUUAUUUGUACAUUUAUCUCCUCCUAGACUGUGAAUGCAUCUGUCCUGCAGUUCUUAUGCUCCAAUACUAACAAUAUUUAUUUUCACACAAAUAUUUCUAGUGAUUGUUCUGCAACCCAGUUUUCCAAUAUAGUACUGGAGUGGAAUGGGCAUGGCAAUUAGAAUAUUGUGCAACAUUCAAAACAUGUGAAUUUCUUUGUUAUUAAGACAUGCAUAAAGGAAUAUACAGAUACAUAUAUCUUUUUUGCACUUUUACAUCCCAAGACCAUGUGCUCUGACUGCCAACAAAAUACAUCAAUAAAUCCAUUAAAAAUAGUUUUACCACGACACAUUUUGAAAGCGCUAGGUCACAAUUUUUUUGGUGUGAAAAGCUAUUUUAUUUCUGUUAUUUCAGUAAAGCUUUAGUACUACUCUUCGAUGAUGUAAUAAAAUAGAGAAAAAUGUUAAUAUAAGAUCAGACUAGUUUUUCUUCUAAUGAAUGCACUUUUAAUUCUUAAAC